This is a messenger RNA of Ceraceosorus bombacis, 2172 nucleotides long. Lineage: Eukaryota; Fungi; Basidiomycota; Exobasidiomycetes; Ceraceosorales; Ceraceosoraceae. The record is from the annotation of a GenBank genome assembly.
AUGUCGCUCACCAUCGAAGCCAACACGCCAGCUGCGCAAGCGCUUCAAACCUCCAUCCAGUCUCACCUCGCAAGUCGAGGCUGGGCAGAUAAGGAUGACGAGGUGAUGGCAGAGUACGGUGAGUCACCGGCGAGGUGCCCAAGCGCCGCACACGAGCGCAUACACCCUGAUCAUUUGCUUCCCUCCUCAUCGUCGACGCGCUGUGACAGUGGUGGUGAUGCUCAGCAACUCAAAAUCCGUGGACCAAGUUACUGCGGAAAUGGAAGAGAUCAUUGGCAACGACUUUGACCCGCGCAGUUUUGGCAAAUGGUUGGAGCAGGAGAUGAGCAGAGGCGCAAGAGACGCGAACCAGCGAGACGUAGUGGGCAGCAGUGGAAGUAGCAGCAGAGAAGCGCCAGAAAUCAUGGAGAGCACACGUAGGGGUGGCACAGAUGAGCAGAGGAGGAGCAGAAGCCCGAAAGUCGAGCGCAGAAAGCAAGAACUGGGCUACGAUCAAGGGCCCUUUUCAGGCGAGCGCAGGCGGAGCAGAAGUCCUCAAAGAUCAACAUUCGGCAGGCGGGCAGAUACGUACCGGCCGGGAGCGGCCCAAGACAGGAAUCGUCGCUUCGACUUCUCGAACGGGCAAUCGCGGGAUGAUUAUUACAGGUCUGGUCCAGGGCUCAGAGCCUGGGGCGGCCAAGACCACUCAGCCAGAGACCAGCAAUACCCGCACGAACAUCUACCGGGCAGAGGGAAUCGCACCGCGAUGGACUCGCCCGCUUUCGCUUCGAUGCCCGCUGUUCGGCAACCACCACAGAGCGAUGAGGAUGCGGCCAUGAUGAGCAGCUCGCCACCUACAGGCCCUCGGCACCUGAGGGUUCGGGGGGCUGCAGGUGCUGGUGGGGCGCUCUUCGCCAGGGCCAUGGCUGGUGCUCCUCAUCAAGACAAAGCGGAUGAUUUGGUCGCUCAACCUGCGCCUUCCAUCCUUUCGCGCUUCGCCGUUCCGGAUCCACGAGCUGGCGUUUUUGAGCCAGCUCAACAGACGACUGCCGCUCAGCCUGCUCAACACCAUGUCGCACGUCCGGGCGUGUGGGCCCCUCAAACAAGCACCAACGGCUCGUCCGCUCCAUUGCUCCAUCGUCUCGAUCCCAUGCUACCCAACAACCAAUUCUCGUCGUCGGAUGCGAUGAGCGUCGAUGAGGUUCAGCCAGCUCAACAUUCUUCCGACUGGCCUAGUCAACCCGCGUCCUCCGGACUGUGCAGGUACGGACUACAAUGCACCAAUCCGAUGUGCUCAUUCGCGCAUCCUUCCCCAUCUGCAGCAUCAGCAAAGGGAGGUCCUGCAGCCAACGCUCAGUCCGAAGACCCCUUGGUCCUCGACCCCACUCCUUGCAAGUUUCAGGCUUCGUGCACCAAAAGGGAUUGUUCGAGGAGUCACGUCAGCCCUGCACAGCUCUUCCUGGGUGGACGCAACAAUGCCAGCGGGUCAACUCUCAGCGUCGAUCCAUCUCAGACUCCAUGCAAAUUCCAAGCAGCCUGCACGAAUGCAAAAUGUGCAUACGCGCACUUUGAUCCGAACACUGGAGCAGCUGGACCCAGUCCUGCUGCCCUCACGCUCGCGACUGCAUCGACGACGCCAGCCGAUUUCAGUCCCGCCAAUGUGCCCUGCAAAUUUGGUUCGGCUUGCACCAGAGCUGAUUGCAAGUUUGCGCACACGCAAGCACGUGACGAGCCAUCGGGUGGCGAUGCAAAGUGCAGAUUUGGAGCUGGAUGUACGCGAGGUGAGUGCGGAGUGGAGCAAGCGAAUACCAGGUCAUGAAGCAUUAUUGUGAUUCCUUUUGGGACUGACGCUGAAUCUGGCGUCUCGUGAUGACACCCCCGCAAUGUUCAGCCGACUGCCGCUUCGCGCAUCCUCUUGGUCGAGCGAUAGAUAUCGCGGGCUACUCGGGCUUGUCCAAUGGCUCGAUUGGUGCGCGUCCGAUCGAUGCGGAUACCGAAUUGGCUGCUCGUCGGACGCAGCGCUUCGGCGUCAAUUCCGGUUCUGGGCAGUCCAGCGAUGCUCCGCUCAAGGAUGAAGAUGGACGACCAGGGAUUCGGGACGUGGAGGACGACGACAUCGAACUUGUUUUGCCCGGCUCUGGUGGAAACACCUCUGGCACGACGGAAAGGAGGUCCGUCCAGCCUGUUGCCUAA